Messenger RNA from Megalops cyprinoides (Indo-Pacific tarpon), 1527 nucleotides. RefSeq lists its product as uncharacterized. Bases 244 to 1527 code for a protein of 427 amino acids. NCBI's taxonomy places the organism in Eukaryota, Metazoa, Chordata, Actinopteri, Elopiformes, Megalopidae. The transcript has 3 exons. The record is from RefSeq and is a predicted model, not a curated record.
GUGAUUGAUGAGGACCCUGGCGGUGAAAAGCCUGUAAAACCACACAGAUGCUCACAGUGUGGGAAAACAUUUCACACCAGAAAUGGUCUUUCGAUUCAUUUACACAGUCACCUUGGAAAGAAACUAUUCCGCUGCCGCCGUUGUAGGAUAAACUUUAGUAGCCAUGAACAGGUCUUACAACAUACUAAAGCAGUCCACCCUUUAAAGAGACCCUACUCCUGCACUCUGUGUAGGAAGACUUUCAUGAAAGCAUCUACCUGUAGGAAACACCAAGACAAACAUCAGGUAACUCCAUAUCUCUGCGGCCACUGCAGCCUGUAUUUUAAAUCAAAGGCAAGUCUUUACCGACACAGACUGUGUUUGAAAAAGGAGCGCUUUUAUGGGAAUGCGCGGGAUCGGAGCUCCUCAGAAGAGCUUCCCUCAGGAAACGGACAGCUGGAGCAGCAGGCUGUCGCAGGAGAGAGACCCCCGAUGAACUCACCUGAUCUCUCGUGCGGCCCGACCUGCCACGCCAGCAGUGGAGAGACCGCCAGGAAAAGAAAUGGAGAGAGUGCGUCGGAGACUGGCAAGGCGUCCUGUAACACAGAGGCAGUAGAGGUGCUCCCCGUCAAAGAAGAGUCUCCGGAACAUGAACCGAAGCCAGAGCUGAAUCACCAGUUUGAAGUAGGAUUGAACUGGCUGAAUGAAAAGGCGCAGGAGGAUACGGGUCACGUGAUUCAGAGUGACAGUCCUGUGGAAGAGGACGGCCGGCCCAUAGUGUGUAAACCGAAAGUGGAAAAGGAGCAAGAGAGUGAAAGGAAUUCACGCUUUAAUACUGUGAAGAUCGUACAAGAACUUAGAGUUAACCUUCGGCGUCUAGACCACGCCACCAUUAAAGCAUUCCUCACAGCUGGGCGGCUGAACUGCUCUUCCCAGGGGAAGGGGGGCCUGGAUCUGCCCCAGAGCUCCUCGGGAGAGCCCGUGUCUGGAGACAGGCGGCUGGAACAGCAGGCUGGAGCUCCGGCACCUGACCCACAGCUGACCCACUGCACGCCCGACCCAGCCAGCGCUGAACGCCCCUCGAGCGGGAGGGACACGGCAGGGAAGCGGGAUGAUCCUAGUGGGAGGUGUGUGUCCGAGACUUCGCCCAGAAGUCCAGCUGGAGGGGGAGGAGCAGAGAAGCAGGCGUUACCAAGUGCAGCGAAGAGCAAAAAGGAGGAAGAGGAGGACCAGGUCGUCGGCGAUAACGAGGACGGACCCUGGCAUCCUGCUGCAAGGAUGACCGUGAAAUCCCCCGGCGAGCCGGUGAGCCCGGAGUGGGAGGUGGUGGAGCUGUGGCCGGGGGGGGUGCAGUGGGAUUUGGGGGAGGUGCCCCCGGAGGCCUCUGACCGGCCGGAGGGCCAGACCAGCCUGCGUGUGUUCCUGCAGCAGCUGGAGGAGGAGCUCGGCUGGGUGAGCGUGGCCUCCGUGCAGGAGCAGCUGAAGAGAAACAUCCUCUCGCUGGUCCACGAGGCGCAGAGGCAGUGCGGCUGGCUCAGCACCGGGUAA